Messenger RNA from Solanum tuberosum (potato), 2648 nucleotides. Its product is annotated as glycine-rich cell wall structural protein 1.0-like. Lineage: Eukaryota; Viridiplantae; Streptophyta; Magnoliopsida; Solanales; Solanaceae. Gene Ontology annotation, molecular function: mRNA binding. Bases 1398 to 2492 code for a protein of 364 amino acids. Gene Ontology annotation, biological process: regulation of translation. The transcript has 5 exons. The record is from RefSeq and is a predicted model, not a curated record.
CCACCAGUUGUUGCUCUUUCUGUUGAAGUAUUUGAUUUACUGGAAUUUUCAAAUUUUAGCACACAAAGCUAGGGUUUACGCAAUCACAAAAAGCUCAGUAUUCGAUCUCGUGCUGAAAUCUGUCAAGGUUUUGUUGCGGUUGGUUAUCUUUUUCAGCUGGAAAGGAUAAAGAAAACAAUGGAUUUUGAUGAGGAACAAAAUGGAGAAACUGACCAACCAAAUGAAGAUGUGGAAAUGGCUGAUAAAGUAGGCGAUAGGGAAGCCCAUGAAUUAAAACCUUCAAUCAAUGGUUGUUCAGUAAGAAAACUUUUUGUUGGAGGCAUUUCUUGGAUGACAACUAAAGGUAUUGAUGCUAUUAUUGUAAUAUUACGUUCGAAAUUGGACCCUCGGUUUUUUAACCUGAAAUAUUUGAAUUCUUUAGUACUCUUAAAUCUAUGUGAUUGCGGGAAAUCUAUUCGCCUCAGUUUUCAUAUUCUUAGAGAUAUGUUUUCCACUGUUUUCACAUUGAGAGACUUGUCUUUCUUUGCAAUGAAUAAGCUUUAAAAGUGAGAUUACAAUGGUCUUGACUUGGACAUGAAUAUUGGAGUUUUGGUUAUGUAGUUAAAUUAUUCUAAAAUUGGUUGCUGAAAAUCUUCUAUAUUAACAUUAGGCUUCUAUUGCAUCUUAGUGUGUUGUAUUCUUAUCAAUUGCCUUACGCAUAUUCUUGGAGCUUAAAAAUAGUGUGUUGGCUGGUUAAAGCAUGCUUGAUGAUAUAUCACUAAUGUGUUGUAAGUAGUCAUUUGUCACCUGGCCAUGCGGAUAUGGCUCAUUUUAAAGAUUCAUGUAAUAGUUAAUACUUGAUUGGGGUGUGGGAAGUUGGGUUUUGGCUUUCUUUGAACAUCAAAUAGUAAGGAGAGGCAACCUUUGCAGUAUGUGUUCCUAACAUGAAAAUGAAGCAUUUUAAAGAUUCAUGUAAUAGUUAAUACUUGAAUGGGGUGUGGGAUUUUGAGGUUUGGCUUUCUUCGAACAUCAAACAGUAAAGAGAGGCAACCUUUGCAGUAUGUGUUCCUAACAUGAUAAUGAGGAGGCAUUUUAAAGAUUCAUGUAAUUGUUAAUAUUUGAUUGAGUAAUUGAGUUAAUCUUCUCCUUCAAUAGUAAAUUUAGUUUCUUCAAAUGCUUUUUUCAUGUAAUAGAAAAUGUUUAAUUUUUAACAGUGACAAACCUCAAAAUAGUUUGCCCAAGUAAACUAUGUUUCACAUCUAUUUUUGAGAUCAGUACAUCUACUUUAUCUGCAUUCCUGUUUUCAUGAUAUCUGACUAUCUUUGCUCUAACCUCAUUUAGUAACUUUUUUCUUUAACUUUCCAGAAUCACUUAGGGAGUAUUUCAGUCGAUUUGGAGAGGUAGCUGACUCUGUAGUGAUGUAUCAGAAAAUCUCUGGAAUGCCACUAGGAUUUGGAUUUGUUACAUAUGCUGACACGGAAAUUGCAGAUAAAGUUUUAAAGGAAAACCAUAUCAUAGAUGAUAGAAAGGUCGACGUGAAGAUACCAGUAACUUAUAGACAGAGAAUUUUUGUUGGUGGUCUUCCAUUAUCUUUAACUGAAGGCGAGUUGAAGGAAUAUUUUUCUUCUUAUGGCAAUGUUGUGGGGCAUCAGAUCAUUUUGGAUAAAACAACUGGUCGGAGCCAACGUUUUGGCAUUGUGAGUUUUGAUAAAGAGGAAGCAGUUGAAAAAGUUUUAUCUAAUGGCCAUAUCCAUGAACUUCGUGGCAAACAAGUUGAAAUUAAGAGGGCUAAGUCAAAGAGAGAUUGUGCUGAACAUACAAGUGAAAGCCAGAUACAUCAUGGUGGGAGUGGUUCAAAAUCAUAUUAUGGCGAUGGUGGUUCUCUAGAGGCUUUUGGCGGUGGAUAUGGUGGAAAUAUGGGUAGCGGUUAUGGUGUAUAUGAAGGAUACGGUGACUAUGGCGGGUAUGGCAAGUUUGCAGGAAGUUAUGGUGUAAGUCCUACAGGAUUUUACUCUGGAUACGGUUAUGGAUUUUGGUUUGGUGAAGCUAUGUAUGGUGCAGCUGGUUACGAAGGCAGCACCUAUGGUAUACCUGCCUACUAUGGUGGUGGUAGUGGUUAUGGGAACAGAGGUAACGGCUCGAAUGAUGGGGGAAAUGGAGGAUAUGGAGGUGGUGGCGGAAAUGGUGCCUAUGCAUAUGGGAACGCUGGUGCUGCUAAUGGAAGGUUUGUGCCUGCCUACUAUGGUGGUGGUAGUGGUUAUGGGAACAGUGGUAACGGCUCGAAUGAUGGGGGCAACAGAGGAUAUGGAGGUGGUGGCGGAAAUGGUGCCAAUGCAUAUGGGAACGCCGGUGCUGAUAAUGGAAGGUCUGUGCCUGCCUACUAUGGUGGUGGUAGUGAUGAUGGGAGCAGAGGUAACGGCUCGAAUGAUGGGUGCAACGGAGGAUAUGGAGGUGGUGGGGAAAAUGGUGCCACCGGUGCUGAUAAUGGAAGGUCUCAUCCUUCUUUGAAGUGACAGGAUCGCCUCCAAGGCUGCAAAUAUUUGAUGACUUUUGACCACUAACUUCUAGUAAGAUAGAUGUAUUAGCCUGUUAGCUUUGGGAUGUAAAGAUAGCAUAGUUCUUUGUUUUAACUUUUACAAGUUUAUCAACCAUUUUAUAUUGUAAGAAAA